AUGGCUAGCAAACGAAAUACUCUUGCAAAACAUCUCAAAAGUCUCCAUCAACCUGGUAAUCCCAUUGUUCUUGCAAAUAUCUAUGACGGAGCUUCUGCCAGAGUAGUUGCGUCUUUMCCCGCCGCGAAAGUCAUCGCAACGGCAAGUUACGCCGUCGCGGAGGCCGCCGGCCUGAAAGACGAAACCUUGACUCGAGAAGAACUUUUGCGGUCCGCCAAAGCUAUUGCCGCCUCAAUCCGAAACUUUGACAAGCCUUUGACUGUCGAUGUCAGAGAUGGAUACGGAAGGAUGCUUGAAACCACGGUGAAAGAAUUGAUCGAAGCUGGAGUUGUCGGUGUCAAUCUAGAGGAUUUUGACAAUGAUGCAAAAGAAAUGUACAACGAGUCAGAGGCAGUGGGUCGGAUAAAAACGGUUCUCGAAUUGGCAAAAGCUGCUGGAGUACCCGACUUCGUUAUCAACGCCAGAUGUGACACACUCGUUAACAAUGGGAACCUAGAUGAGGUUAUUGAACGCGGUAAGGCAUACCUACAGGCGGGGGCUACCACGGUUUUUGUUUGGGGAGGAUCGAUUCGAGGGGGKAUAACUCGUGACGAAGUUAUUAAACUAGUGAAGGCUUUCGACGGACGGUUAAACGUGUUGAUUACUUCCAAGAAUGGUUUGUCUACCAAAGAGCUGGCGACAAUCGGAGUCUCCCGAAUAAGCGUUGGUCCUAUGCUUCAACUUGCCGGUCUUGAAACGCUCAAGGAGGUCGCUCAAUCUAUUCUUGAUGUUUGA
Molecule: messenger RNA, 774 nt
Organism: Talaromyces amestolkiae
Lineage: Eukaryota; Fungi; Ascomycota; Eurotiomycetes; Eurotiales; Trichocomaceae
Exons: 1
Coding region: 1-774 (257 amino acids)
Molecular function (GO): catalytic activity
Source: RefSeq, a predicted model, not a curated record